Molecule: messenger RNA, 1531 nt
Organism: Periophthalmus magnuspinnatus
Lineage: Eukaryota; Metazoa; Chordata; Actinopteri; Gobiiformes; Gobiidae
Gene: med10
Product: mediator complex subunit 10
Exons: 4
Coding region: 144-548 (134 amino acids)
Biological process (GO): positive regulation of transcription by RNA polymerase II
Cellular component (GO): mediator complex; chromatin
Molecular function (GO): transcription coregulator activity
Source: RefSeq, a predicted model, not a curated record
GGCUCAGCUCGUGCCGUAAAGCAGUUUGACAAUGUCUCUGCGGUGGAAACGGCUGUUAGUUCUUUAAACGCAUUUUUCCUCACAAAAGUCUUCCCCCCCGCUCUCUUUCCAGUCACAUCGCAGAGUUAACAGUGUCAGACAAAAUGGCGGAGAAGUUUGACAACCUGGAAGAGCAUCUGGAGAAGUUUAUCGAGAAUAUUCGUCAGCUCGGGAUCAUCGUGAGCGACUUUCAGCCGAGCAGCCAGGCGGGCCUCAACCAGAAACUGAACUUUAUGAUUUCUGGACUGCAGGACAUAGAGAAGUGUCGUCAGCAGCUGCACGAGAUCAACGUCCCUCUGGAGGUGUUUGAAUACAUUGACCAAGGGCGAAACCCACAGCUGUACACGAAAGAGUGUCUGGAGAGAGCGCUGGCCAGAAACGAGCAGGUCAAAGGCAAAAUCGACACCAUGACGAAAUUCAAGAGCCUUUUAAUCUCAGAACUCAGUAAAGUGUUUCCAGAAGACAUGGCCAAAUAUAAGGCGAUGCGCGCAGAAGACCCUCCCUCCUAGUGACCCCACCCUCCCUCCUAGUGACCCCACCCUCCCUCCUAGUGACCCCACCCUCCCUCCUAAUGACCCCACCCUCCUCCUAAUGACCCCACCCUCCUCCUAGUGACCGCUCCAUCUUCAUAAUCUCUCCCUCAUCUUGACCCCACCCUCCUCGUGACCCCGUCUACAGCCUGUUGAACUUUAAAUCCUCUGUUCACCCGGAUGUUGGCAGCGGUUGGUGACUUAUGUGAUUUGUUUCCUGUAUUUGAAGACCAGUACUGUGGAGUGCAUUUUCAGAGCUGACUCAGUUUGACUCGGUUUGACUCAGUUUGACUCGGCUCUCGCUCUCGCCGGGAACACGUCAAAGCAAAUGCAAAGCCACAUUCAAAACUGACUUGUUCUGUCGGUGCCUUUGCUUUAUUAAGUGACUCUGGUGCCAAACACUUCAGAGAUUUGGAUAAAGAAACACGUGAAAACUCUUUGUCACUGAUUCGCUCAUGAAGGAGCCGCAGUGGAUCCAACAGAGACAUUACUGUAUUUUCUAUGAAGUUGAAGUUUCUACAGCUGCACUUAUUUAAAGGUUCUGAUGGAUUCUUUUUGUAAUUUGUUAGAGGUUUGUAAAAAGACUUUUGUAAAUAAAUCUACAAUGUAAAAUGUGCCUCUUUGUUCACUAUGUCUUUCUGUUCUUUGAUUUGUCAUUUUAAUGUUCUAUUAUAUCUAUUUUAUGUUUACAGUGUGUCCGUAAAGUCUCUUUACAAUAAAAAGAAAAGAUGGGACUGGAUUUCUCGGCGUGUUCUCUGCAGCUGAGCCCCAUCAAUGGUUCAGUCACAUCUGUAUCUUUUGCUUUAGUUCAGUAAUGUCCCGUAUCUUUCUUCCACACACGAUAUUUUUAAAACCCAGAGGUGUGAGAUCUGGAGAACGCGCUGGUCCUUCUAAUCCAACGGUCUGGAAAUGUUUGAUUGAGGAACUCAGGAACAUGCAAACCCCAGUGUGAUUAAACUUAU